This is a messenger RNA of Cajanus cajan (pigeon pea), 756 nucleotides long. It is a transcript of the gene RPC14, whose product is annotated as RNApolymerase 14 kDa subunit. Gene Ontology annotation, biological process: transcription elongation by RNA polymerase I; transcription by RNA polymerase III. Gene Ontology annotation, cellular component: RNA polymerase III complex; RNA polymerase I complex. The record is from RefSeq and is a predicted model, not a curated record. Gene Ontology annotation, molecular function: DNA binding; protein dimerization activity. Lineage: Eukaryota; Viridiplantae; Streptophyta; Magnoliopsida; Fabales; Fabaceae.
UGCUGGUCUAUGUGCCAAAUCCAAACAUUUGCUGGCUCUUGUUCUUCCCAACCCCUCUUUCUUCGCCGCAGUGUUGCUGCGAAUCCGAAUUCUUUUGAGUUUUCGUCUCAACAGCGUGAAAGAGAUUUAUUGUGAGCUAUGGAACACGGCUCAUACUCUGAUCCGAGUAAAUCCACAUUUUCUUUCGGGGAUGAGGAUCAUACUUUUGCAAAUUCCGUCAGAUUCAGUUUAAAUCAAGAUGCAAUAUAUGCUGAUGAGGCAUUGUCAUUACUGUUGUCUUACAGCCCAAGAGUGUCAUUUUGUGGGUACAGCAUUCCCCAUCCUUCAGAUAAUCGUGUUAACAUCAGAGUACAGACAACAGGGGAUCCAGCACGCGAGGUGUUAAAUGAUGCAUGUCAAGAUCUCAUGCUAAUGUGCCAGCAUGUUAGGAGCACUUUUGAUAAGGCAGUCAGUGAUUUUAAAAAAGGCAAGACUAGGAAGGGCAAUAAGGAUAUGAAUGUUGAUUAGUGUACUAGUUAUAUUUCACUUUGUAUCUUUUUGAUCCGCAUCACGGUGAAUUUAGAAAAAUAUCAGCCAACUGCAAAACUAAGAAGAAUUGGCAAUUUCAUUAUGUAUUGAAGUUGAUGUUUGUGUGCAUCGUUGGUCUUAUAGGUGGGUAUAAAAAUAUCCUUAGAACUCAUCUUCCAUUUUUGUAUUUUGCGUAUGUAGCAGCUACACAAAACUAAUAUUUACUAUCAGUUUUUGAACUUUCUUUCA